Pollicipes pollicipes is the source of this 1606-nucleotide messenger RNA. Its product is annotated as zinc metalloproteinase nas-4. The transcript has a single exon. The coding region runs from base 115 to 1431 and encodes 438 amino acids. NCBI's taxonomy places the organism in Eukaryota, Metazoa, Arthropoda, Thecostraca, Pollicipedomorpha, Pollicipedidae. Gene Ontology annotation, biological process: proteolysis. The record is from RefSeq and is a predicted model, not a curated record. Gene Ontology annotation, molecular function: metalloendopeptidase activity; zinc ion binding.
UGCCGCUGGAAAUUACGUUUCAGGAGUGAAGAUCAAGAUACAAAGUGCUGCUAUUGAACGAACAAAUCAGGGUGGGUUUUCAUUUUAAUAUAUCGUACAUGUAGUGCAAGCACGAUGCUAUCACACUUGCUGGGUUUGGUAUGCAUCUACAACUUAUUUGUUAGUAUAACUGGUCGACAAGUGGACAUAUUCAGCCAGGAUGAAAAGCAGAAGUGUGAAGAUGCCAGGAAGGCGUUUCUUACAUCAUCCGACAGGGCUAUGAGAAACUGGAAAAUAGCGGAUGUUAGAAAGCUGGUUUUUGAAGGCGACAUGAUCGUGACGGCAGACCAAAAGAGUAGAUGGACUCAAACUGGAUACUUGACUGAAAACACACAGCCUCUUAUUCAAGAGAAAUGGGCAAGUAACACCGUUACUUACACGUUUGGAACUCCUGCACCAAAUAAGGCCUUAAUCACAGGCGCCAUGAAAGAAUGGUCAUCAAAAACGUGCAUUAAAUUCGUUGAGGGCUCCGGCAAUGCAAUCAAGAUAACUAAAGGUAAAGGAUGCUAUGCAUCCUUAGGAUACCAAUCUUCGGGCAUGCAGAUGUCGGUAUCUGACCUAUGUGACAAGGGCACUGUGGUCCACUUGCUGGGCCAUGUGAUUGGAAUAGUCCAUCAACAUUCUAGACCAGACAGAGAUCAGUUCUUGUUUAUCCAGUUUCACAAUACGGCCUUGGAGGAUGUUUUAUUCUUAAAUUACAAGGACUAUGACAAGUGUCCAUACGACUAUGGCUCUGUGAUGCACUACGACAUGUUUGGUCUGAGCUACAAUGGCGAAAGCGUCUUUCUGGGAAAGGCCAAGGGAUCAGAUGGCAUGAUGCUAUCAUCUGCAAUUGGACAGGACUGGAGCUCGCCUUCCGAAAGCGAUGCUGCCCUUGUAAACCGUGAAUACGGAUGUUCAGCUAAAUCCUGCAGUACAAAGAAGAUCAAGCCACCCAAGUGCAAUCAGGAGGGGCUGGCGUCACAGCGCCAGUUUGAGCGUACAGUCACUUUCCAAAGCAUGAUGACUGAAACCGCCAAGGCAAUCUCGUGCAUUUGGAAGACUGAGGUACCAGAAAGUCUGACCUGCUCCCGGGCCGCAAUAGCAGUGACGCUGUCUUCAAACCCCAGCAACGAUCUGAAGCGAGUCUGGUUCGCCAGCGGAUGCCGACUCUUCCAGGUGGAGAUAUACGACCCUAGCGCGGACAUGAGCUACUUCUAUUGCGGAGCUCAGUUUGCUAGGAAGCCGACCAAAGUGUUCGUAUCGACGGCCCGUAAAGUGUACGGCAUCGCGAAGCUGUAUCCUGCUGACUGGGAGGGCUUCAAAGCUGCUGCGAUCGGCACUGGUUCAGUUAAAUUCUUCAACAUCAAGGACUUUGUAUGCGCAGGAGAGAUCAAUGGAAAAUGCUAUUAGUCAGACGGAUUAAUACUACAUGAUACCUGAUAUGAAUUUGGACAAAAUAUUUAAAUUAAUUUUGUCGGACGGUUGACAGCCUAAGUCACAAAAUAUGCUGAUGAGGUUAAAGUAACGUAGCCAUUUGUCAUAGUCAUAUCUAAAUGUUGUUGGUGAAAAUAAAGCAUAUCAUUCA